CGCUUUUAAUGGCUGCCGGUUGUUUGGUUUGCACGCCACUGACGCUACAAUUUCCUUGUUUUAUUAAGAACACCGUCAGAUUUUUAGUGUCAUAUUUCAAUUACCAUAUGCUGUAUUGUAUUUUCUAGUCAGUGUACCAUAAUUAAUUAUCGGUAGUGAUUAAAACCUCGAAAUGGCAGCAGUACAAGGUGCACCAGGAAACAAACCGUGGCCGGUCAGACCUGGUGUUCAGCAUCAGAACAGCCAGAAUAACAACAAUUUGACGCUAAACAGGACGAUAAACCUGUACCCCUUGACUAAUUACACAUUUGGCACGAAGGAGCCAUUGUUUGAGAGAGACGCUUCUGUACCGGCAAGAUUUCAACGCAUGAGGGAGGAAUUUGUGAAAAUUGGCAUGAGGAGGUCAGUCGAAGGUGUGUUGUUAGUGCACGAACAUGGUCUUCCACACGUGCUGCUGCUGCAGUUAGGGACCGCCUUCUUCAAGCUGCCUGGCGGAGAACUCAAUCCUGGAGAAGAUGAAAUUGAGGGGCUGAAAAGACUACUUACAGAAACUCUCGGCAGGCAAGACGGCGUCAAGCAGGAGUGGCUCAUUGAAGAUACUAUUGGCAACUGGUGGCGGCCGAACUUCGAGCCGCCGCAGUACCCGUACGUGCCGCCGCACAUCACGAAGCCCAAGGAGCACAAGCGGCUGUUCCUGGUGCAGCUGCAGGACCGCGCGCUGUUCGCGGUGCCCAAGAACUACAAGCUGGUGGCGGCGCCGCUGUUCGAGCUCUACGACAACGCGCAGGGCUACGGGCCCAUCAUCUCGUCGCUGUCGCAGAGCUUGUGCAGAUUUAACUUUAUUUACAUGUAAAGUGUUAACAAUGACUAUUGGUCGGUUGUUUUAUACUACAUAAGCAUAUUUUAUGCUAAUACCAUGUUAGGUAGACACUAUACUCUGUAUCUGUAGGUAUAUAAAAGUAAACAAAAUCUACCCUCAAAUGGCUCCUUAAGCCAGUUGAGGGUAGAUGGAAACAUUACAUGAUCAAAUAAUGUAGGUUAAAGUCGGGUCGUUCAGGGACAGAUCCAGGCGGUUUUGUAUUUGGUUGGUUAACCAAUAAAUGUUAUAACUACCCGAAAAUUUACAAAUUGUUUGUUUACUUUUAUUUAAAUACCUAAAGAUACAGAGCAUAGGGUGUAUUGCAUGUUGCCAACAUGACCAUUUUCUAAUACAUAUUUCGCUGUGUUAUGGUACUGACUUGAUGACCGGUCUGGCCUAGUGUGUGACCCUGCCUAUGAAGCCGAUGGUCCAGGGUCCGAAUCCCGGUAAAAUAUUUUUCUUCUUAAAAAAAUACAUUUUUACAUGUUCAUGUAAUUUCACUAAGAAUCGUAAAUUGAUUUGUUCGUAACGAGUUUUAUAAAGUAUUGACCAAAUAUAGUCAUUCUUAUUACUGUAGUUUUAAUGAAAAAGGACAGUUUACAAUAAGUAUGGAACAUUGUAUGAAUGUUUGUAGUAUAAGUGCAUUUGACUAAAACAUGAAGAAAAAACAA
Molecule: messenger RNA, 1530 nt
Organism: Cydia pomonella (codling moth)
Lineage: Eukaryota; Metazoa; Arthropoda; Insecta; Lepidoptera; Tortricidae
Gene: Cpsf5
Product: cleavage and polyadenylation specificity factor subunit 5
Exons: 4
Coding region: 173-853 (226 amino acids)
Cellular component (GO): mRNA cleavage factor complex
Molecular function (GO): mRNA binding
Source: RefSeq, a predicted model, not a curated record